Messenger RNA from Lotus japonicus, 1041 nucleotides. Its product is annotated as 17.8 kDa class I heat shock protein-like. The transcript has a single exon. Bases 241 to 759 code for a protein of 172 amino acids. Gene Ontology annotation, biological process: protein folding; response to hydrogen peroxide; response to heat. Lineage: Eukaryota; Viridiplantae; Streptophyta; Magnoliopsida; Fabales; Fabaceae. The record is from RefSeq and is a predicted model, not a curated record.
AUUUCUCCAACAUUAUCAAGUGGCGCACUCAUCUCACCCUGAAAAAUGUGACAUUCCUUCAUCUCGAAAAAGUCGCAUGAUCUCAAAUCCAGAAUUUUCAAGAAGCUACAACCUCACCCUUUUCUCACACACCCGCAAAGCUUAUAUAUACAGAGAUUUGCACGCACCAAAUUGCCGAGAAAAAUAAAACAAACACAAAGACAACCAAGCAUUCAACUGAGUCUCUGAAAACAAACCAAAAUGUCUCUGUUUCAGUCCCUGUUGUUGAACCAGAGCGACCCUUUUGAUCACUUCCGAGCACUUCUCAGUGAAAAUCCACACUCAUCGUUGCAUGAAGGGAACACCCAAAUGGAUUGGAAGGAGACCAGCGAUGCCCACAUCUUCCAAAUCGAUCUUCCGGGGCUUACCAAAGAGGAUGUGAAGCUUGAAGUACGUGAAAGCAGAGUACUCUGCAUCAGAGCAGAGAAGAAAGAAGAGCAAGAAGAAGAAGAAAAAGAAGAGAAGAAGAGGCUCACAUGGCAUUGCAGGGAGAGAGGAGGGAAUGGUGUGUUCUUGAGGGAGUUCAGAUUGCCUGAGAAUGCAAAGGUUGGUGAUGUCAAGGCCGAAAUGCGUGAUGGGGUGUUGACCAUAACAGUGCCUAAGGAUCAUGAGACCAAGAAGAAGCACAAGCAUCACAAGAAGGAGGUUCAAAUUUCUGGGGAGGAUGGUGAAGGCGUUUCCCCAAAAGGAAUUGGGCGUUUCGUUUGCUGCAAAGCUUAGAACUUUCAAGUCCUAUCAUACAAACACAAGUAUACAGUUUUGUGAAGAAUCUAAUUGUUUUGGUUUGCAGUUGUUUUGGGAAAAUGUUUGGAGAGAAAAUAAGAGAAUAGAAAUAUGAUAAGUGAGAGAUUGAGAGAAAAAAAUAUGUGUAUGUAUUGUUGUUUAUAGAUUAUAACUGAUUGUUUUGUACUUUGUGUGUAAAUUUUACAGUCUGUAAUUUUGUUUUUAUCUGUCAUACUAGAUUGUAAAUUUGAAAUUCUACAAGGCUCAGUAGUUCUUGUA